UUUGUUGAGAAGGGUCCAGCUGCAGGCUUGGGCGUUUCCGUCAUGACACAAAAACGCCCAUCGGGCGUUCCCGUCAUGACACAAAAACGCCCAUCAGGCGUUCCUGUAGCGUUUCAUCGAUCAAUCAAGAAGAGUACCCUGGCACAUGCUUUGUCCAAUGGACCAUGGAAGGGACUUUACUUGGCUGACGAGGACGCACCUCACCAGUAUCAGAGCAACAGCUGUGGGGUGUUCAUGCUGAUGCAAUAUGAUAUCAGUGAGGGGGAUGCUCUCUAUCAGGAGGUGGUGGUUGGACAGCUGUUGGAGACCUUUAUGCUUGAAAGCCCUGCAGAACUAGUUGGCUCCUUCUCACCCUCUCCAUCUCCCCAUCUCAGUUACACCUUCCAAUCACUAAGCAGUGAAAGUUUCCCAGCGUCACCUCUAAGUGUCGCCAAAGGAACUAUAGCUGUAGAAACGUGCGUACGACAGCUCUGGAGCUGGCGUGGGGACGAGAAGGGUCCAGCUGCAGGCUUGGGCGUUCCCGUCAUGACACAAAAACGCCCAUCGGGCGUUCCCGUCAUGACACAAAAACGCCCAUCAGGCGUUCCUGUAGCGUUUCAUCGAUCACUCAAGAAGAGUACCCUGGCACAUGCUUUGUCCAAUGGACCAUGGAAGGGACUUUACUUGGCUGACGAGGACGCACCUCACCAGUAUCAGAGCAACAGCUGUGGGGUGUUUAUGCUGAUGUACGCAAUGUAUUCUACCCUCAAAAGCAAUAUGAUUUCAGUGAGGGGGACAUGCUCUCUAUCAGGAGGUGGUGGUUUGACAGCUGUUGGAGACCUUUAUGCUUGAAAGGCUAGCCCUGCAUAACUAGCUGGCUCCUUCUCACCCUCUCCAUCUCCCCAUCUCAGUCACACCUUCCAAUCACUAAGCAGUGAAAGCCCUGCAGGACUAGCUGGCACACCAAGCUCACCCUCUCCAUCUCCCCAUCUCAGCCACACGCUCCAAUCUGGCACAACAGAGGACAGGCCAUUCUUACCACCCGAAGUCCUUCAGCAAAUUGUACAAGAGACGCUGAGACUGGACAUGGCGAUGCUUGGCGUGUUCAACAGGGUUUCAAACACAUUCCGAGAACUUAUCAAGCCUCUCCAUCAUUCCAUAUAUAUAAAUGACAAUUUGGCAGGGGACAUUAAGCUUAAUAAAGACAAUCUCAUAUACAUAACGGUUAGAAAGAUGUACAACAAUGCAGGCUGUGUCAGUGGCCUUGCGCUACGCCUCAAAGGCUUCUCAAAAAAGAAGAAUUGGCCUAGCGCACCCCUGGUACUGAGGCACGUUGCAUAUGCCAGGUUUGUCAUAAAAGAUGUCUGCCUAGCAUAAUGUUCUUUUAUUACUCCUUUUUCGUUUUAUUUGGGACGUCUUUUUUUGCAAUCCCUUUCAUUUGUAAAUGUACAUACUACUGUAGUAAAUGUAUCUGCCCAGAAAUGCUGGUAUUUUAUUACUCCUUUCUUUUUUGUUUUUGUGACAAAUGCUAUACGAUGCAUGUAACAUACAUUUGUGCCUACGAUGUAUGUUGUAAGGUUAAUUGUUACAGAGCAAUUACUGUAUUUUGUCUUUAUUUAAAACAUUCAGUGGGAAAAGUAAGUGAACACUUGGAGUCAAAUGGCCUACUGUUUGAGCCUUCAUAGUGUCUGGUAACUGGAUUUGAACUGCAUAAUGUCCCAAUUGUUAUUUUAAUCUAUUAAUUAUUUAAUUUGGGCAUAUUCUUAAACUAUACCAAACAUCUCACUUAUACCUAAUACACUACCUAUACUAACCCAGAAGAUAAUGAACAUGAGAUCAUGGAGCCUCCCUCCCUGUAAUGAGGGGGAAUGAAGUUUGGGCCGAGAUUCGACACAUAAGGGUAAGCUAACAUUCUGUAGGCCUAGCUGGCUAACGUACCCGUAUUACGAGAUCGAAGAAGAAGGGGGCGCUAACGUCAGUUUUAUGCUGCCCAUACUACUAGAUCGACGAAGAAGAACGGGGCGUUCCAGCCUGCGUAAACGAGAACGCCCACCACACGAGAACGCA
Gadus chalcogrammus (walleye pollock) is the source of this 2046-nucleotide messenger RNA. RefSeq lists its product as uncharacterized. The record is from RefSeq and is a predicted model, not a curated record. NCBI's taxonomy places the organism in Eukaryota, Metazoa, Chordata, Actinopteri, Gadiformes, Gadidae. The transcript has 13 exons. Bases 43 to 831 code for a protein of 262 amino acids.